Molecule: messenger RNA, 1541 nt
Organism: Punica granatum (pomegranate)
Lineage: Eukaryota; Viridiplantae; Streptophyta; Magnoliopsida; Myrtales; Lythraceae
Source: RefSeq, a predicted model, not a curated record
UUGCUUUAUUGCGAAAUGCGGGGGAAUCGGACAGCAAGUAAAUGAUCCCAAAUACGGUCCCACUCGACAUUACACACUUUGGAUUGUGUGGCUCUCAAUCCCCCUCUUCAUCAAUUCCAGGCAUCCCACCCCCCCAACCCAAACUCGAACUUUUUCUAUUUGGAUGUCAUCGAACUCAUCUCGGUCCUCUCGUUGAUCGAAUUGCUUCCUAGUAUUCGUUGAACUCGAGUUGCUCGAUUAUAAAAGUCAUGCCAGACUGAGAGAGAACAGGGAACAGAGAGGACGAGGAUAGAGACAUGUUGGCUGUGCUAAAGAAUAAGGAGCCUGCUACUGCUGCCAUAAAGCUGUUUGGGAAGACGAUCAAGCUACCCUCAAAUGCGGUUCCUGAUGAUAGGGGCUCCACUCCUGCUCGUGACUGUGUUCUUGAUUCGGAUGAGCGUCCUGAGGGAGAGCUGAUCGAGGGGGAUAAGCCCUCAGAAUGGGAAACUGCGGAAAAUCAGCUAGAAGUUGGCGCCUCGGACUUGAAAGACCCGACACCGACAAUGCCGGGCAAGAAUUCUGAGAAUGAAACGGAUGAAUCCCGAACAGAUCAAAAACUUCUGAAAAAGCCUGACGAGAAAAUCCCAUGCCCACGGUGUGAUAGCUCUAACACCAAGUUCUGUUACUACAACAACUACAACACAAACCAGCCCCGCCACUUCUGCAGGGGCUGCCAGCGGUACUGGACUGCUGGCGGGACCAUGAGGAAUGUCCCUGUUGGCUCAGGCCGCCGCAAAAGCAAGUGUUCCUCCUCAUCACGGUGCUGUCCCAGUAUCAUGUUUGACGCUUCACAGAUUCCCGACUGUAGGAACUAUGGCACCAUCCUCAGCUUCAGCUCGGGAUUUCCUGUCCCGAAUCUCGUGAAGAGAGCAGAAGGUUGCCUCGAGAAUGGCAUCCAGUCUCGAGGAGUAAAUAAUGGCGAUGACUGCUCCAGUGUUUCUUCUUCAGUCACAACUUUGAGCUCAUCCGAGAAGAGGAUGGGAUCCAAAGGCAUAAUGGACCAGAAGUCCAAUCAAGGCUUCCAAAGUCAAGUUCCCUCCUUUCCAGUGUCGCAUUUGAGAUUUCCGGUAUCAUUUUACAGGGGGGAGUCAGAUUGGGGUUGCGCUAAAUUGACACUAGGGAAGCACUCGCGGGAUGGAAAAACCACGAAUUCUUCUUUGAGCAGUAUGUGCACAUCGUCAGAAGAGACUGGAUUUAAAGACAGGAACAAUCCCAAGAAAGGAAGUGCGGAAAAUCUCAGUUCCAUGAAUAGCAAAGAUCCCUUCAGAGGCUUCCAACCGAAUGCCGCUGGUGUUGCUUACACUCCUAAGAUGUCCUUGGUGUUGCAAACCAAUCCAGCGGCAUUGUCCCGGUCACUGGACUUCCAGGAGAGCAGCUGAAGAGAAGCUAGGAAUUUGUCAGGAACGAUAUUCGAAGUGUCUGCUAGCAAUGUACAUUAAGUCUGUGAAUCUUUCUUUUCUAUAAGUUCUGCAAUAUAUCACAAAAUUCUCGCAGAUAUUCCA